AUGAGCCUGGGGAAGCUGCCGGUGCUCAGCUGGGUGUCGGGCUCCCAUGGCAAGCGGCGGCUGAAGUCGGAGCUGACGCCGGACAUGAUCAGCCCACCACUGGGGGACUUUCGGCACACCAUGCAUGUGGGGCGCGGCGGGGACGUCUUUGGGGACACCUCCUUCCUCAGCAACCACGGUGGGGUCGACACGGCCAAAGCCAACAACUUCUUCGCCCGGACACUGCGGCACGUCCGCCGGACGCCGCUGAGGAGCCGGGGCAGCAGAGGCCAAGCGGGAGCAUCGCCUGCCCCCCCACCAGUCUCACCCAUCAUCAAGAAUGCCGUCUCCCUGCCGCAACUCAACGAAGGGAUGUAUGAUGGCAGCAGCGGCCGGGGCUUGACCAGCAAGUUCUCCUUCAAAAGUGCCUCCAACAGCUUCUCCAAAACACACCAGGCCUACGGGCUGGAGUCUGGGUUUUGCACCAUCCCUCGUGUUCCCCGCUUGGAAAAAGCCCAAGAGAGCACCUUCCUUGGGGACGCAGAGCUGAACCACUCGGACUCUCUGCUCUCCUUCCGCCUGGACCUGGGGCCCUCCCUGAUGAGUGAGCUCCUCCAGGUGAUGAGCUUCUCUGAAAGCAAUGGGAACGAGGUGGGGGAGGAUGACCCAGACCUCCCGCGUGGUGAGGGGACCAAGGAUGGGGUCCCUCCAGCAUCAGGAGCAUCCCAUGGAGAGGACAAGGUGACGUCCAGCUUCUGGGAUAGCUCCGGGCACAGAAGCCUGUCAGGGGCCAGCUCGCUACCAGGACUGUCGGUCCGUGCCAAUGGAGAGGCACACGCCAUCGAGGGCACUGGAGAGGACCCUGCCUGGGCUUCAGGGCUGGGGGCAGCGCCCAGAGGGACCCCGUGGCAGGGGCACUGGAACGACUGCACCAUCGAGGCAGGAGAGUUUGACCGGGCAGCCCAGGUCCUGGCCUGCCAUUACGGUGGGACCAGCACCCCACGGAGCUCGGAGAAAGGCGAGGGUCCCCAUCAGGCCCGGACGCAGUCCCUGUGGGAGAGCCCCAGCAGCAGCUCAUGGCGGUCUCAAGUGACACGGGACAGCCAGUCCCCUGAGGCCACCUGGAACCAGGGAGAAGAGGAGGAGGAGGAGGAGGAGGCGGCCGAGCUCUCCAGCCUGCAGGAGGGGUAUGCUGGUGCCCGGGGCAGGCGCAGUAACUCCUUCGAGUAUGCUGAUGAGGAGGAGGAGGAUGAUGAAGUCAAGGUGUGA
Mesitornis unicolor (brown roatelo) is the source of this 1248-nucleotide messenger RNA. It is a transcript of the gene CDC42EP1, whose product is annotated as CDC42 effector protein (Rho GTPase binding) 1. The transcript is spliced from 2 exons. The record is from RefSeq and is a predicted model, not a curated record. NCBI's taxonomy places the organism in Eukaryota, Metazoa, Chordata, Aves, Mesitornithiformes, Mesitornithidae. The coding region runs from base 1 to 1248 and encodes 415 amino acids.